Molecule: messenger RNA, 225 nt
Organism: Racocetra persica
Lineage: Eukaryota; Fungi; Glomeromycota; Glomeromycetes; Diversisporales; Gigasporaceae
Source: the annotation of a GenBank genome assembly
GAGCCAUUUAUUCCUAAUUAUAAAACCCCUAGCAAAGGAGAAAUCAUUAAAGAAGGAAUGUUUAUUUGUAUUGAACCUCUGGUGCAGAUUGGCGAUGCCAAAGUGGAGGUUGCUGCUAAUAAAUGGACGGUUUUUUCCAAAAAUGGUCAUUUGAACGCUCAUUUUGAGCAUACUGUAUACAUUGGUCCUACUGGGGCUGAAAUCAUAACCAAUUAUGAAGAAUAG